AUGCAACAUGCUCAUGAGCCACCGGACACUGGGCCACCUAGCCCAGCCACGGGCUCGGCAAGACUGGCGUCUCAAGCCACGGCCAUGCAAGUUGAUGCCGAAGGCAGCGCGACUGACAUGGACAUCACGAGAACUAACUUUGCUGGCCCAUCCCCUCGGACACUCCCAGCUACCACGGGGGCGUCAAUGAAGACGACUGGACCAGUUGCAACCACCCCAAUCUCGCUUGGCGGAGGAUCCUGGCUGCAGCGUGUUCAGGCCGGGAUAAGUGGGACGACUUGUCUGAGUGAAGAGGAGGCGCUGAAGUCGAAGAUGCUGCAUGGAGUAUGGAAACCGGCUGAGCGGGCGCAACUACUAGCUACGCUGACGACCGACUGGACGAAUAUCAUGACAAUCCUUGGACGUCAGCCGUUCAAGACAUGCGUAGUCUUGCACUUGCCCAGGCGACUGUGCGCGUUGGACCUCCUGCACCCGCCGCACUUCAUCAAGGAGAUCAUGAUCAGCGAACACCGCGCGUUGCUGGAAGACUUUCACGAGCUACACCUCAACUUCUCGCUCACGGCGAAUCUGCCACCUAGCGUUCGCCUUGCAAGGAAUGCGCCGCACUUGGCAAUUCUGCAAGAACUUUUUCACGCGAACACUGACGAGGCGGGUCGAGGACGAUCCAUGAUGCAUCGACUCAUCGGCAGCGUGACCCGUGUGUCACCUGUCAAACCGACUGCGUAUCAAGUCGAUAACGUCUCGGAACUCAUGGCCCUUUUGACUUUGCAACGCGAUGGGUUGGCCAGUAACCCUGGGGUCACGCUGGAGCAACCAGUGGGUAUUUCUACCACUGCUGAAUCGGGGACAGGGCGAACCACGGAACCUUCACCUACUGCCUCCACACCAGGUCCAACUGAGCCUACUGCACCCGGCGCAGACUUCUCGACUAAGCUGUCCAAAGCUGCUAAGCGGGCGAAAAAGAAGGCCGCGGCAUCGGUGAGCAAGGACACAGUGCCAGAUAGCGCCGUCGAUACUCCUUCUCCUUUUCAGCGCGAGGAAGCGAUCGGGCUCUACGCUGUACUUACCGAGGAAGAUAGUGAUUUAGAAGACGAUAUGGAUAUUUCGGACAAUGAUGCAGAUGGAGACGUUGACGAGGCAUCGUAUGCGUACCCGGAAGCUGCAAGGAAGAAUUCGGACAUCGACAUGAAUGUGCAGCAUGAGUGUGCUGAGCCUAAAUCUGAAACGGAUGUGGUCACACAAGACCCCACGGCAGGCACCAGCCAUUUCCAACCUGUCGUGGACGUUGGCGCUGAUGCGCUGGCAGAACAAGCUGAGCGACGAAGCGAGGGUCAUGACGUGGUGGCAGCUGCACCCGUGCACGGCGACUUGGUGCAGAGUACUAUGGACAGAUUUGUUUCACCGUCGGUACAUUCUGAACGGCCUGCACAUGCUGCGUCAAUGCCGGUUGACCAGCCGCCGAACACGCACAUGCUUUCCAGCCCGACUAGCGAUGAGGAAUUUACUAUGGGUGCUCCGCAUGCAGGAUCCGCCGACGGCGAUCAGGAUUUGCCAACGCAGCUUAUGCACUGGCUUGCGAGCUUCAAGGGGCGGCCAGUUGAGGUCGCCGCUACUGGCCAGUGUGCUAUGCUGGCGUUUCAUGCCACGACAAGCAACUACGAUGGAGCUAAGUUGCCACGGUCUGCUAAAGUAACACGGGGUGCAAACCAGAUGAAACGUGUCGUCUACGCGAUCAUGAUGGCCAAUCUCCGUCGGGAUGUCGAACUGGAGCUUGUGAACCCGAUAACCGAGCUGCAGUGA
Messenger RNA from Phytophthora sojae, 1800 nucleotides. RefSeq lists its product as hypothetical. Bases 1 to 1800 code for a protein of 599 amino acids. NCBI's taxonomy places the organism in Eukaryota, Oomycota, Peronosporomycetes, Peronosporales, Peronosporaceae. The transcript is spliced from 5 exons. The record is from RefSeq and is a predicted model, not a curated record.